AAAUAUAUACUUAGGAUCAUGUUACGCAUUUGGUUUAUUUUUACAAUUUGAUAACAUUUUUUAUUCGUUCUACUUAUUUUCUUAGAUUUAUAAUUUUUAUUCUUAAUUCAUUUUAAAUUUGAUUUGAAUUUUGAGUUAAAAUUAAUAAAUCAUUUUUUGUCAUAUUUUAUUAUUUGUUUUGGGUUUCUUUUAUUUUAAUUAGUUGGUGCAAUAGAGAAAGUCCUUGGUCCAUUUUGUGGAAGGCCCUUUGGUGUGGAAAACCCUAUUUUGAGUACUAUAAAAGGAGGAUUUUGUCAUUGAGUAGGGGAUCGGAACCUAUUCUCUCCCACUAACCCUAUUUUCACUAACUCUCCCAUCCACAUACAAAUUCCCAUACAAAUCAUUAUUUUUAGAAAAGAGGCUCUCACGUACAAACCCACCCCUAUUCUUUAUCACCUCCUAAGGAUAUAAUGCAUACUCUCAUGGAGAAAAUUCAUAUAACCCUCCCUUCAAUCUAAUUUCCUCCAAUAGACCACUACUGUACAUCAACAAUAACAACACAAUAACGAAGCCGCUCUUUCAAUGCUACAAACACGCGCUACCGGCAAUUUGAGGAAUAACAAUCACGUAACAACCGCGAUGAAAAAGUGAAUUAAUCGCAGGCAAUUUCCAAAUUCACAAAGAGAAAGAUAAAGCAGAGAGAUGCGGGAUUCUGUAGAGCAUCGUCGCCAAGUCGGUAACAUCGUAACUGUGUGAUCUUAGCUUUUUCUCCUAUAUACAAUCCUGUUACCAUAUUUGUGUUAUCACUUGUGCCUUUACUAUAUUUCUAUCUGUGAUUUGUUAUCUGUGAUUUGUUCAAUUGUUCUCUUGAUGCAUGAUUGUUUCCAAUUUGAGUUUGGAGAAGUAGGAGAUUUGGGACGGAAUCGUUCAUAGCCUCAAACCUCCGUCCAUACGAACUCCACCUUCCGCAGUGAAAAAGCCAUAGCAGAUUCACAACAGCACCUGCGAGAAGAAGAUGAACAGAGGUGAAGCCGCACCACUACACCACCGCCCCUGUGCACUGUUCGAAGAUCCAAAAGGACCGAACCGAAAUCGCAGAUCCACCGUUCGACUACUGAACGACCUCCGACGCGCAACCGAACGGCCUUCCCUUUCAUCGAACUCUUCUCCGAUCCAACCUCCCAACAACCAACCAUCACAACUCCGACAUCAACCAAAUCGGUAAACUCGUUGGCAAACUUAUCUUUGUAUGGUGUGGGUCGAUAUGCCUUUCAUGAUAUACGCUUUUGUUCACAAAAAUUGCGUUGUUGAUGUUGUCUUUCUCAAUUGAUAUGCGAUGAUGUCUUUGUUUGUGUUUACAUGGUGCGUAAUUUGGGUUGUGAGGAGGAUUAGAUUUGUUUUUGUUUUCUGUAAGCCAAGAAAGGAGUUGGGUUUCUUGCGUUUUAUUUUUGCUUUUCCUAAUACUGCUAUGUUGUUGUUUCAUUUGUUUCAAGUGCAAUUGGAUAUACCAUGUGUCAUGUAGCCAUUGGAUGAACCCUAAGGUUGAAAAGUCAAAACUCUUAAACUGAAACACACGUUUUUGGCUUGCUUCACAUUCUGUUUUUUUUACUGACCAUUGCAUCUUGGUUGAAAAUUAUAGUAUAAAAGUUUUUUUUACUAUUUUUCAUAAUUUAAAGUAGUUAGUAUAGUCUAAAUUUUAGAUAUUGAGUUAGAUAAUCUUGGUUACUUUACUUAAUUAGCUUUAUUAUUUAUUUAAUUUGAGUUUUAUUUUCUAUAUAAAAAAAAUAUAUAAAAAAUGUUAGUUUAGUUUCUAUUAUUAAAAAUACAAAAUAUGUCAUUCAUUUUUAAUUUUCUUUUUAGAUUUAAAGUGUUUAGUGUUAUAUUUUUAGUUAAUCUUCAUUGUUAAUUGUUAGUAUUUCUUUCACGCAUCAUUUUACAUAUAUUACUCACAUUUUCUUGUAUUGUGAGGUACAUUCGAGCUGUUCAUCUAUUCUUGUGGAUAUUCACAAAUUCAUCUUCAAUCUCCUCCAUUGAGUCUCGCUAAUUCCAGAUCUAAAGGACCAGAACGCACUGCUCUUCAAAUACGCUCCGAAUACGCGCCUGAUUCAAAAACCAAAGUUUAUCAAUUGCCAAAGCUACGUCAUUGGUAACCCUAAACCUCAUUUUAUUUUAUGCCUUUUAUUAUUAUUACUUGUGUCAAACCCUGAUAAGGGAUCCGCUGGUUACAAUUUCCCGCCCCCUUUAUUGCUUUAUAUUAUUGUGUGGUUAGUAAUCUUAGGGAGUGCAAGCCUUAAAUCAAUGUAGAUAAUUAAUUAUAAGAUAAUUUUCUGAAUAUAAUCACGUGAUUGCUGCACACACGCACGCUUUUGGGGUAACCUCUCUGUUGCCUUGUUGCCUUGUUGCCUGUUGCCUGUUGCCUUUGUGUUUUUUGCAGAAUAAGCCAUGUCCCUCGAAUAUGAGGAUACCUCAGCCAUGCUGCCUCGAUAACUAAAGGUCAUGCGACCCUAAAUGAUGCUGCCUUCGAUACACAAAUAUGACCUUGACCCUCGGAAGUUGCCCACGGAAAAAGGCUGAGGUAUCUUCUGGCUGCCUACGAAUAAGGCUUAUUCUGAUCCUUGCCUUAGACUACCUGCCCUUCUAUGGCAUGGGACAGUCUUAUGGCAAAGGAUGCUUCGAUGACCCUUCAACCUCCAAACGAAAGGCUUCCUGCCCUCUUAUGGCAAGGAUUGACCCUUUCAUUCUGAAAGGCUAAAAAGAGACCUAUCAUCUGAGUUUAAGGUAAUUGCCCCUAAUUGCCUUGCAAUGCUCAUCUUUAAUAUUCUUUCUCACAAUUCUUCGAAAACUGGCUACGCUCAUUUACGAGCUAAAGUCCGCUUUUUUCUUUCAUCUAUUUUUUUUCUAAAAAACAAACGAGCAAGCAAAGCAAUUAAGAGCCCAUGGAAAACCAUGGAUGCAAAGGGUGCCUUACACCUUCCCUUUGCAUAAAUUACCCCCCGAACUCAGAUUUCUUUAAAAGGUUUUUUUCUGUUUCUUUUAGCCUUUCCGAACCUGUUUGGAUAAAAUAAAAGUCGGUGGCGACUCUUGCUUACCGCGACAUUUCGAUCGAUAAAAAGUCAGUUCACCGUAUUACAGAACUGGCGACUCUGCUGGGGAUUUUUCGAUAAAAGAGGGGUUACCUUAAAAGUCUAGGAUUCACUUAAUUGUUUUCUAUUGUUUGCUUUGUUUGUUUUAUUUUUCAGGGGCAUUUUGGGAAUUAAAUGAAGGACGAAUCCUAUUCCCGGAUUCAAGAACACUUAAGAUUAGGAGUGGCAUAGUCAUGGCGACCUCUUUCACAUAUGUGGGAGAUGAGUCAAUAUGAAGUUCACACUUGAGUUAGGACUCUAUAGCAUAUGCACAGCUUUCUCAAAUGAGGGAGGUCUAUGUAUGUGUCUGUGGGUGCGCCGGAGCUCAAGGACCUUUAGUUACCCUUAACCCAUCCUGGCCUUUAGGAACGUAGUGGGGGGACUACUCUUGACAAAUGUUAAGAACUAGUCGCUACCCGAUGCUACAAUUCAGAUAGGUUCUUUCUCAAAGUAUCAUUGCAUGGUGCGAAUGCAUCAUGUCCGAGGGUGCUUUAGAAGGGCUGACAAUUCUGGAUAACUUGUAGAACCCGUUGCUGAAAUCUCCUUAUCCAUAGAAACACCCUUGGGAAGGACACCUGAUCAGACUCCAUGCAAGCCUUAAGCCAAAAAUUGUGUGACUUGUGUGACUUGCAUGACUUGUGUGACUUAUUGUGUUUACUACUAACCUUCAUUUCCUUGUAGGAUUUGCUUGUAGGACAUUUCGUCCUUAUUACCUCAUGCUUUACCUUUCUAUUUCCUUGCAGGAUUUGCUUGUAGGACAUUUCGUCCUUAUUACCCUAUGCUUUACUUAAGGCAUUGCAUCUGCAUGACAUCAUAACAUUGCACAUUAACUAACCCUUUCAAGGAUCUUAGGGAUUUAGGGCGCACAAUUUCAGGUGCUCUUAUCAAGGAUAGAAUUCUUAUCUAGGGGCAAGAGGAUUUAUUUUCCUCUGGCCAUUUGUCUUGCAAAUCAAAGACUGAGUACCUAAUCAGGAGGCAAGAGGAUUUAUUUUACUCUUGUCGUAUGCCUUCCAGUUCAGAGACACCGUACCUAUCAAGGGGCAAGAGGAUUUAUCUUCCUCUGGCCACAUACCUUCCGAUUCAGAGACUUAGUACCUAUCAAGGGGCAAGAGGAUUUAUUCAGAAGUAUCCCUAAUCAGAGGCGAUGACCCACUCGAUAUGGUGAGCUUGAUUCUCAAAGAAGGACAUUCAAAGACAAAGACCAAGAUUCUUCAGACGAAGAGGCAACUAGUCAUUUCCUAAUGUCGCAAACUAAAUUUCCUAACGAUCCUUGAAAACAUUACAUAUACAUUCAUAAACAUUGCAUAACAGGUUUCCGCAAUAGGUUCCUUUUCUCUCUCGCUGUUUAUUUCAGCACAAAUGGAUCUCGAGCAAUCAGCCUAAAAUCUUCAGGCUCAGAACAUCCGAUCCCAAGCUUUGAUUCUGAACUCAGUCAAGGGGCAAUAAAAACUGAAGGCACUCCUACUCCUGGGUACAAUUACAAUGCGAGAAGUGCUUAUUAUUCGAAUAACCCUGAUCAUGAUGUAAAGAAUUGUAGACCGUCGAAGCAUAUGAUUCAAAAUUUGAUUUACAACAAGAUCAUUGAUUUUAACUCACCCGAGGAGCCUCAUAUGGCUGAUACUACAAAGACCGUGAUGAAAGUAAACAAUCUGAUGGGGCAUCUCUGAAUCUCUACACCAAUUCCACAACAACGACGCAAGCCAGAUGCACCUAAGCGUCAAUUCACCAAAGUCAAUAUGUCAUUGGCUCAAGCAUUAUAAACAUAUGUUGAAGAUCAGAUUGAUUACUCUGAGGGAUGCUCCUAAGAACUCUAAAACCUCUGGCUAUAAACUCAAUGCGAGGUGCGCGUACCAUUCCAACAUUCCUGGACAUUACAAAAAAAAAACAACUGCUGGACACUGAGGAAUAAGAUUCAAGAUCUAAUCGAUAACGGGGAAAUCAAAUUCAACCCUCCUGAAAACUCCUGGGAUGAUCAUUGCUCCUAUGCCUAGUCAUGACAAGACUGACUGACGUCUAGACGGACAAACUUUUGGAUCAUUAGAUCUACUUUCAUUUGCAAGUUUCUUUUCUGUUUGUUAAACAUUUGAAUCAUGGUAGACAUUAUCUGUUUUAAUAAUCAUCAUCAGUGCAUUGCAUAUAUUUGUCUUGAAUAAAUUAUUUCGUUAUCACUCAUUUUAAAUUAUGUUUUUACUUUGCAUAUGCUUUGUGAUACUCGACUCCUGCUAAAGCUGUAUGCCUUUUGAGGGAGGAUGACGAAAACGAUACCACAAAAUCAUACAGUAUGCUUUUGAGCGGACUAUGCUGACGAUGUACAGGCAUUGUUUCAAUUCCUAAAUAGUGGAGAUAUAAGGAUGUUAAUCCCUUGUCAACCCCUUUGAGCCUAAGAAGUAGAAGUUUCUUUCUUGUGCUAAUUAAAACCCUUGAUCAUAACCUGGGGCAGGGUAGUUCUCAGUUAAUUUGGUUGUGCAUUCUAUUUUAAGAGAAUCAUUCAGUACACCUUUCAACAAAGGUUUCAAUCACAAGCGUUCAUCCGCACACACCAAAGAAGUGUUGGGGACGUCAAUCAAAAGACAAUGACGGUUCAUCAAUCAUCCAAACGAGGCAGUCAAUAUCUUUCAAAAAAAAAAGAGAAAAAAUGAAAAAACAUACAUACAAAGAAAAGCCUGUUAAGUCAAAAAUCAAAAAGAAGACUUAGGCAGAAGUCAAGGCAUCCCGCUGACUGUAAGCUCAAAAUAGACAGUUCAGGCAAAAGUUAGGGAUAUCAAAAAGAUGAAAAGAGAAGUCAAUAAAUUCCUGAACAACACAAUGUUGUGACUACCAAAAGGAAGAAGUGACUGCCACCUCAAAAGUGCUCUUUGCUUGUGAACCAUCGUCAUUAUCAAAGGUGCAAAUCCAGAAGGCUCUUGGAACCUGAAUGCAUAGGUUGAAUUAACUGAAUUUAUGACUGAAGAUAAUCAUGAAGAGGGGUGGGUACAAUCAAAUUUUGAGCCAUUAUCCUUUGUUUCUUAAACCGUGAACCAAGCCACGUUACAACCCUUGAAAGUCCUAACUGAAGCAUGGUUAGUUCGAAAGCAUACUGUCACCAAAAGGUAUCCUGACUCCUUAAGGUUUACCAAAAAUGCUGAGUCGAUAUCCCAUUUUUUACAAACAUCAUGUUUUUACAAAUAUCAUGCUUUUACAUCUCCUGUUUUAAUGUUUUCCAAAAAACUCAAGACAAACGUAUGCAUUGCAUCUCAUGAUUUCAUUAUUAAACAUGUUCUGCUACAUAAUUUCAAAUGUUAGCAUCGGAAAGAACUUGCACAGGGUCGACUAAUGACUAAAAGUUAUCCCGACAAACAAGAUUACUCCGAGAAGCAAUGUCUCUACGAAUACAUGGGGCAUGACACAUUAUUCCCACGAUCAAUAUGGGGCAAUCAAGUCAAGAUUCCGAGAAUCUCUCAUGGAUGCUCGAACAAUCAGGGGCAUGCAUCCAAGUAUAUCUAAAAGCUACUCCCCAAUCAACGUGAGACAUUGUCACGAGCCUAUGAUUACUGGGGGCAUAUCGCCCAUAUUGAACAUCUCAUAAAGUCCUCGCGAGGCGAAUCUUUCCAAAGUUCCUGCUAACUGGGGCAAAUCUAUGCAAGUCUAGUUUGACAUCUUGAUCAAUACUCAGUGGUGUGUCCUAAUCAAUACAAAUCCAGGAAUGGUAGUUACUAUAAUACUGGGGGCAAUGUUCAAGGCAUCCAUGCCUUCCCACAACUCUGGCUUCACAAGAUCAUAUCCCCACAGAGUAAUCAUUAAGAAGAUAUCUUCAAACAUACUCGUCCCGACAAAGACAUGGCUCCCCAACAGAGCUUACAUAUUCAACACUACCGGUCAUCCAACAUGUUGCUCUUCUCCAACAUGGUUUAUCUCUAAAUCAGGGUACAUCAAACUACUGAUCAUCCCCAAGCAGAAACCAUAAAUCCCCAGCUGAGCAUCUUCAAGACGAAAUCAAACAUCAAAAACACAAAGACCUGGAGAUUUAUUUUCUCGACGAAGAUAACAUAAAUCACAUUCGCAUACCACAUGACACAAACAUACAUCACAUACAUCACUGCAUAACAAAUCCAUAACAUAUGAAGUUUCUCAUUUAUUUUGAGAUACUCAUUACAUAAACACAUGCAUCAUGACAUAAGAAAACUAACCUCUACUUUUCAGGAUACUACUACCUCUAUUUUCAAGUAUUAAGUCGACACCUUUGACGGUUCCUUAAUAUAUCAAGAGUUAAGUCGACACCUUUGACGGUUCCUUAACAACACACUUCAAAUAUGAGUCGAUACCUUUGACGGUGCCUCAACAAUAUGCUUCAGAUAUAAGUCGAUACCUUUGACGGUUCCUUAUACAAUCUAUCUACAUAUCUGAGUCGAUACCUUUGACGGUGCCUCAAUGAUAUGCUUCAGAGUUAAGUCGAUACCUUUGACGGUUCCUUAACAACCCACAUCAAGAGUUAAGUCGACACCUUUGACGGUUCCUUAACGACAUACUUCAGAUAUAAGUCGACACCUUUGACGGUUCCUUAUACAAUCUAUCCGCAUAUCUGAGUCGAUACCUUUGACGGUGCCUCGACAAUAUGCUUCGAAUUUAAGUCGAUACCUUUGACGAUUCCUUAAAUAACCCAACACAGAUUUGAGUCGAUACCUUUGACGGUUCCUCAACAUUCAAAAGAGGGAAGACAGCAAAAGCAGAAAUUGCGUAACAAUCUAUACUCUAACAACUAUCAGAUGGCAUCUACAAGCCCAUCUCCGACAAAAGUCCCUAUUUCAGCUAGGGCAAAUUUCUUGGUAUUCUAGCGUUCAAUCAUCUUCCACCUUCAGAUACCGACUGGCAUACAAACCACUCUACAUCUUCAGGUUUAAGAUAAUUGAACAGGGGCAGCUGUCAUACCCCAAAAUUUGCCCUCUAGAUUUUGUUUUUUUUUUUUUUAUUAUUAGCGUAAGCUUUGCAUAUCAUUUGCAUCUUGUCAUUAGGAUAUUACUUAAUUUUGCAUUUUUUGCAUUUAUUCAAAAAACCGAAAAAAUAUAUACUUAGGAUCAUGUUACGCAUUUGGUUUAUUUUUACAAUUUGAUAACAUUUUUUAUUCGUUCUACUUAUUUUCUUAGAUUUAUAAUUUUUAUUCUUAAUUCAUUUUAAAUUUGAUUUGAAUUUUGAGUUAAAAUUAAUAAAUCAUUUUUUGUCAUAUUUUAUUAUUUGUUUUGGGUUUCUUUUAUUUUAAUUAGUUGGUGCAAUAGAGAAAGUCCUUGGUCCAUUUUGUGGAAGGCCCUUUGGUGUGGAAAACCCUAUUUUGAGUACUAUAAAAGGAGGAUUUUGUCAUUGAGUAGGGGAUCGGAACCUAUUCUCUCCCACUAACCCUAUUUUCACUAACUCUCCCAUCCACAUACAAAUUCCCAUACAAAUCCUUAUUUUUAGAAAAGAGGCUCUCACGUACAAACCCACCCCUAUUCUUUAUCACCUCCUAAGGAUAUAAUGCAUACUCUCAUGGAGAAAAUUCAUAUAACCCUCCCUUCAAUCUAAUUUCCUCCAAUAGACCACUACUGUACAUCAACAAUAACAACACAAUAACGAAGCCGCUCUUUCAAUGCUACAAACACGCGCUACCGACAAUUUGAGGAAUAACAAUCACGUAACAACCGCGAUGAAAAAGUGAAUUAAUCGCAGGCAAUUUCCAAAUUCACAAAGAGAAAGAUGAAGCAGAGAGAUGCGGGAUUCUGUAGAGCAUCGUCGCCAAGUCGGUAACAUCGUAACUGUGUGAUCUUAGCUUUUUCUCCUAUAUACAAUCCUGUUACCAUAUUUGUGUUAUCACUUGUGCCUUUACUAUAUUUCUGUCUGUGAUUUGUUAUCUGUGAUUUGUUCAAUUGUUCUCUUGAUGCAUGAUUGUUUCCAAUUUGAGUUUGGAGAAGUAGGAGAUUUGGGACGGAAUCGUUCAUAGCCUCAAACCUCCGUCCAUACGAACUCCACCUUCCGCAGUGAAAAAGCCAUAGCAGAUUCACAACAGCACCUGCGAGAAGAAGAUGAACAGAGGUGAAGCCGCACCACUACACCACCGCCCCUGUGCACUGUUCGAAGAUCCAAAAGGACCGAACCGAAAUCGGAGAUCCACCGUUCGACUACUGAACGACCUCCGACGCGCAACCGAACGGCCUUCCCUUUCAUCAAACUCUUCUCCGAUCCAACCUCCCAACAACCAACCAUCACAACUCCGACAUCAACCAAAUCGGUAAACUCGUUGGCAAACUUAUCUUUGUAUGGUGUGGGUCGAUAUGCCUUUCAUGAUAUAUGCUUUUGUUCACAAAAAUUGCGUUGUUGAUGUUGUCUUUCUCAAUUGAUAUGCGAUGAUGUCUUUGUUUGUGUUUACAUGGUGCGUAAUUUGGGUUGUGAGGAGGAUUAGAUUUGUUUUUGUUUUCUGUAAGCCAAGAAAGGAGUUGGGUUUUUUGCGUUUUAUUUUUGCUUUUCCUAAUACUGCUAUGUUGUUGUUUCAUUUGUUUCAAGUGCAAUUGGAUAUACCAUGUGUCAUGUAGCCAUUGGAUGAGCCCUAAGGUUGAAAAGUCAAAACUCUUAAACUGAAACACACGUUUUUGGCUUGCUUCACAUUCUGUUUUUUUUACUGACCAUUGCAUCUUGGUUGAAAAUUAUAGUAUAAAAGUUUUUUUUACUAUUUUUCAUAAUUUAAAGUAGUUAGUAUAGUCUAAAUUUUAGAUAUUGAGUUAGAUAAUCUUGGUUACUUUACUUAAUUAGCUUUAUUAUUUAUUUAAUUUGAGUUUUAUUUUCUAUAUAAAAAAAAUAUAUAAAAAAUGUUAGUUUAGUUUCUAUUAUUAAAAAUACAAAAUAUGUCAUUCAUUUUUAAUUUUCUUUUUAGAUUUAAAGUGUUUAGUGUUAUAUUUUUAGUUAAUCUUCAUUGUUAAUUGUUAGUAUUUCUUUCACGCAUCAUUUUACAUAUAUUACUCACAUUUUCUUGUAUUGCGAGGUACAUUCGAGCUGUUCAUCUAUUCUUGCGGAUAUUCACAAAUUCAUCUUCAAUCUCCUCCAUUGAGUCUCGCUAAUUCCAGAUCUAAAGGACCAGAACGCACUGCUCUUCAAAUACGCUCCGAAUACGCGCCUGAUUCAAAAACCAAAGUUAAGUACUCAGUUUAAUUUAAUUUAAAUUAUAUUUGAUUUAUAUUUUAAAUUAGGGUUUGUUUCGCCUUCAUCCUUUCCUGCCUUGUUUCUUUUCAGGGUUAACCUUAAAGGCACCCUAUCAACCAUAUCAGAUCAAAUCAGAGCUAAGUACCUUCUCCCUAUUCUAUUUUUAAUUUAUUAUUCUAUUUUCUUUUGUAGUUAAUGAGGUUUGCCCUCGAAUUUGAUAAUGCACUCACUAUAUGUUUUCUGUCUUGUCUUUUUCCUUUUCAGGUUUAUCAAUUGCCAAAGCUACGUCAUUGGUAACCCUAAACCUCAUUUUAUUUUAUGCCUUUUAUUAUUAUUACUUGUGUCAAACCCUGAUAAGGGAUCCGCUGGUUACAAUUUCCCGCCCCCUUUAUUGCUUUAUAUUAUUGUGUGGUUAGUAAUCUUAGGGAGUGCAAGCCUUAAAUCAAUGUAGAUAAUUAAUUAUAAGAUAAUUUUCUGAAUAUAAUCACGUGAUUGCUGCACACACGCACGCUUUUGGGGUAACCUCUCUGUUGCCUUGUUGCCUUGUUGCCUGUUGCCUGUUGCCUUUGUGUUUUUUGCAGAAUAAGCCAUGUCCCUCGAAUAUGAGGAUACCUCAGCCAUGCUGCCUCGAUAACUAAAGGUCAUGCGACCCUAAAUGAUGUUGCCUUCGAUACACAAAUAUGACCUUGACCCUCGGAAGUUGCCCACGGAAAAAGGCUGAGGUAUCUUCUGGCUGCCUACGAAUAAGGCUUAUUCUGAUCCUUGCCUUAAACUACCUGCCCUUCUAUGGCAUGGGACAGUCUUAUGGCAAAGGAUGCUUCGAUGACCCUUCAACCUCCAAACGAAAGGCUUCCUGCCCUCUUAUGGCAAGUAUUGACCCUUUCAUUCUGAAAGGCUAAAAAGAGACCUAUCAUCUGAGUUUAAGGUAAUUGCCCCUAAUUGCCUUGCAAUGCUCAUCUUUAAUAUUCUUUCUCACAAUUCUUCGAAAACUGGCUACGCUCAUUUACGAGCUAAAGUCCGCUUUUUUCUUUCAUCUAUUUUUUUUUCUAAAAAACAAACGAGCAAGCAAAGCAAUUAAGAGCCCAUGGAAAACCAUGGAUGCAAAGGGUGCCUUACACCUUCCCUUUGCAUAAAUUACCCCCCGAACUCAGAUUUCUUUAAAAGGUUUUUUUCUGUUUCUUUUAGCCUUUCCGAACCUGUUUGGAUAAAAUAAAAGUCGGUGGCGACUCUUGCUUACCGCGACAUUUCGAUCGAUAAAAAGUCAGUUCACCGUAUUACAGGUGCAUAACCAUCAUUUGAUCAAGAAUUGAUCAUGAUUCCAUUAAUAGAAACUCAGAGAUGAACAAAUAUAAAAAGGUUCAAAUUAGGGUUUCUUAGGAGAAAGUCAACCCAACUAUGACUGGGCAUAACUUUCACAUGGAACAUCAAAAAUUCCCUACUCAAAGCCUAUUUUGAAGGAAAUUGGAUUCUCUACAACUUUGUGUCUCACAAGCCAGGGCUAGAAAUGUUUCAUUUAAGAGAUACAAAGCAAAAGAUUACAGGUCAUUUUCAGGCAUCCUUCAGAAACAGUUUUUUCCCAAAGAGAAUAUGGUCAAGAUAAAAGCUUCAAAUGAAAAAUAUGUUCCAAAAUGGCUUGUAGAGGACCUCUUGAGGUUUCUAAAAAGUAUUAGAUCUCCCUCAUAGCUUAAAAAUUGAAGGAGAUAUGCUUGAUCAAAGUCAGGUGAUUUUGAGGGACCAAAUGUGAAAAAAGGAGGGUUCAAAAUUGAGAUUCUUGCAAAUGGGCCUACAUUCUAUGACCCAAACUUGGUCCACAAGCUAUCCAAAACAUAUGCCAUAAAUUAUAUCAUUUUAUUUGAUUUUACAUAAUUUUAUUUCAUUUAAAAUUAAUUUUUAAUGAUUUAAUUAAAUGAAAAAUCAAAUAUUUGAUAGAAAGUAUAUUUUGGGUGAUUCUCAAUCAUAGUUUAUGACCAAAUAUAAUCAUAUUUUCGUGCAUAAAUUAAAUGGAAAGAAUUGAUACAAAACAAGCCAAGUUUAGUAACUUAAAAAUCAAGAAAUCAAAUCAAUUUCUCAAACAUGGAAAGAUUUGAUUCAAAGGCUUUUUGAUUCUUUUCUUGACCUAAUUCUAUUCUCCUAUAAAUAUACAACAUAAGCCAGUGGACUAGGGGUGGAAAAUCUGCAGAAGAGAGCACUUGCAAGAACACAAAAAUUCUCCAAGAAACUCAAGAUCGGUUUCCGGGAAUUAGGUCGUUUCAUUCCAAUUUGAAAGUUGCAACAGCUUCGUUGAGGGAUUAGGAACGUGUCUGGAUAGGUGCACUACAUCAACAACCCCAGAAUACCCUCCGAUUUGUCAAAGAAGGAUGAGUACGAAGGAGACAAUCGUGCACUUUACUGUUUCUACUCCAGACAUUAAGAAAUUGAAGAUCAUCAAAGAAAAAUUGCCAUCAGGUGCUUUGGAUAGGUUUGAGAUUCGCUAUGGUAAUAUCUUGGAUUUGCUAAGGGUAAAAGUGCAAGAAGAAGCUAUCACCGCCUUGGUACAAUUCUAUGAUCCGCCUUUGAGAUGUUUUACUUUCCAGGAUUUUCAGUUAGCACCUACCAUAGAAGAAAUGGAUGCUAUGUUGGGUUUUUCGAGGAUAAAAAAGGAAUUCUAUACUGGUGUGGGUAAAGAAGUUGACUUUUCAGAUCUAGAAAAGGCUUUGGGAAUGUCCGCUGCAGAACUAAAAGUUCAUUAUAAAACUGAGGGAGAAGUGCAUGGGUUCAAAAGAUCUUAUUUAGAAAAUCAAGCAUUAAUGUUUGCUCAAAAGAAACAAUGGGACAUUUGUGGACAUGUGUUAGCUCUCUUGGUUUUUGGUGUUGUUUUAUUGCCAAAGAAUAUUGACUAUGUUGAUCCUACCGCUAUUCAUGCUUUCACUUCUUUUAGGCUUUUUGACAAAGAUCCAACUCCGACUAUCCUCGCUAACAUUUACUAUGCUAUUCAUAUGAGGUAUGAAAGAAAGAGAGGAGUGCUAGUUUGUUGCGUUCAUUUGCUUUAUUCUUGGUUGACUUCCCAUCUCUACAAAGCUAGUUGCUUUAUCAAAGAAUUAACUAGGAACGAUUGGUCUCAAAAAUUAAGGGCUCUUAAAGCGGACUCUAUUCUAUGGUAUGCAAGAAAAUUAAAUUCAGAUAAGAUCAUUUACAAAUGUGGAGAAUUCAACAAUGUGCCAUUGAUAGGAACUCUUGGUUGUAUUAAUUAUAAUCCUGCUUUAGCACUACGUCAAUUGGGUCAUUCCAUGGAUAAAGAACCUUCCGAGCAACGUAUAAAAGAAUUAAUUUUGCAUGACAAUGGGAAAGGUGAACCAAGAACAUGGAAAAAGGUAAUUCAAGCUUGGAGCAAUGUUCAAAGGAGAGACUUUGGGCCAAAGAAUGUAAUUGCAAAAGCAGCUUAUACCGCAUGGGUUCAAGAAAGAGUUAAGAAAGUGUUGCUUCCUUUUGUUGUGGAUCCCGCCUACAAGCCUGAUUCUCCUGAUCCUGUUCCUUUAUCCAUCGAAGAGAUAGAAGGAGUCAGGGCUGCCCUAGAGGCGUCCCGAAAGGAGAAAGAGAAAUUAGAACUUGAUUUGCAUCAACUUACUAAUGAAAGGAGCCAACUACGCUUUGACCUUAAAGAGAAAAAUCAAGAACUCCAAGCGAUGAAAGAAGAAAAUGAUAGGCAAAGAAGUAAAAGAAAGCGUGCAACUGAAGGGUAUUUAAGUGCUAAUUUUAAUUUAGAGGCUCAUGAUGAGAGGUUGGAGCAAGCUAAUGCGGAAAUUGCAAGGUGGAGAAGGCGUUAUGAGAAGGCUUCCCAUGACAAAGCAGAAUCUGAGAAAAAUCUAGAAGUUGUAAUCUUUGAAUUAACUGAUAGGACUAAAGAUCAAGAGGAUGAAAUAAGGAACCUCAAAUAUGAUCUUCAAGAAGCCCUCAAUGCUGGACAACAAGAGCACGCAAGAAGAUUAACCACGGAAGAAGAACUUUUACAGCGCACUGGUGAGUACGAAAGAGCAUUUCAAGCUAUGGUAUCACUUCGGGAAGUGUUCAUGAGAGAAAAAGAGAUACACGAGGCAGCCUUGAACGAAAGAGACUAUUGGAAAAGACUCUACACAAUUGUUUCUACGGCAAGUGAGCACGUGAGCAUGGUUCCUAAGAUGCUUGAAGACUAUGAGAAAUGUCGCGAUGAUUAUGAUAAGCUAGUCUUCUUGUGUAAUGAUUUAAUUCAAGAUAUUCCAAAGAGUUUGGCAAAAGCAGAAUCAUCUCCUAUCAUCCUUCCCGAAGUAGUCAAAGAGUUCAUGAAGCUUUGUAGAGAUAUGGUGGACAAGUUCCAAGAAGACAUCCAAAGGCGUUCUUAGCUUUAUGUUAUUUCCUUGUUGCUUUUAUUUCAAGUACUUUUAAUUUAAUUUAUUUUGAGUAUUUUAAUUUCAGUUUCCUUUUCCUUUUUGUAAACCA
This is a messenger RNA of Vicia villosa (hairy vetch), 14693 nucleotides long. RefSeq lists its product as uncharacterized. The record is from RefSeq and is a predicted model, not a curated record. The coding region runs from base 12599 to 14596 and encodes 665 amino acids. NCBI's taxonomy places the organism in Eukaryota, Viridiplantae, Streptophyta, Magnoliopsida, Fabales, Fabaceae. The transcript has 3 exons.